This is a messenger RNA of Cannabis sativa, 2593 nucleotides long. RefSeq lists its product as uncharacterized. The transcript has 4 exons. The record is from RefSeq and is a predicted model, not a curated record. Lineage: Eukaryota; Viridiplantae; Streptophyta; Magnoliopsida; Rosales; Cannabaceae. Bases 962 to 2317 code for a protein of 451 amino acids.
UUAUUAUUAUUAUUAUUAGAACUCUCUCAAGUCUCAACCCUCUUCUCUCUUCCCGACAACGCAUCACGCUACCGGCCUCUCCCGACGACGACGGCGACGACGCUGACGGCGGCAACGCAGGUGGACUCAUCAGUCCCUUCACCUCCAAACUCCGACGACGCCUGAUCCACCUCCACUCCGAUCCGAGGUGUCACAUGUUCGUUGUAGCUCAGGUAGCCCACGCUAUUAUACUAAUACCCGAUUGAGCUAAUUUUCGCGGGGUCCCUUUUCUGUUUUGCCACAAAAAACACUCCAUCCAGUCACGGACAACUCCACCAAAGCCACCUAGCCACGGCACAGCACCAAACCACUCCCAGUCACGUCCAACACCUAUCCCCUCUCCAUUUCCAUUUGUGUUACGGUUUUUCUGAAUUUCUUGACCAAGAAUGGCGAAGGAGGAUUUAAGGGUUUACAAUUCCAUGACUCAGCUGAAGGAGAUCUUUGAUCCUGCUCAAAAAGGAGUAAAAAGUACUGACCUUGAAAAGCAUCGACUUUCUUCCAUCCCAAAUUGAGUUCAAAGUAUCAAAUAUUUUUCUCUGCUUAGAUUUAGUCUUAAAUCUUCGUUGUGGUGUGAAUUAUUAAAGGUAAGCUCGAAUAACUUCCUGUUUAGGUUUAUAUUUCUAUUUUUAGAAUGUUAGUUAUUAUCUGUUGUUGUAUUGAACUUUUCUUUUUAACUUUCUAGGACAACGCCUGUUACAGUCCCAGAACUUGUUAAACCUUGGAGUGAUACCUUGAUUUUUGUUGAAACAUCCUCUUUUCCCAUCACUGAAAUUAGGGUCUGCAGGUCAUGAGUGGUUGUUUGGUAUGGAAAUUUCAUUUUUCCAAUUACUUUUUGUUUGGUUGGCAGAUAGAUUUGGGUUCUCUGUUGUCUGAAUGAUUACAUGGUCUAAGAACUGUGUUUGGUUUUGGUAUUGAGUGUCCUAUGAUGGAUAAUUCAGGUUUGGGAGGCGGGUUUUUGUCAGGUCCAAAUGGGGGGUUACUAGACUUAGAGUCAUCAAUUCAUAGACACCAAACAAGCCAGUUGGGUCAUUCCACAUUAGCACACCCACAUCAUAUGAAUAUAAUAGGUGGCAUUGAGAGUGAACACCAUCCCAUUACCCUUAUGGAAGUGAAAGGAUCAACAUCGAAAGGCAUUUCUGUGUUUGGAAAAGGGAAAGCAGUUGCCCCGAUGACCAGUAGUCAUAGUUAUAACAUGAGUGAAGAAGAUGAACCGAGUUAUAUGGAAGAUGGGAGUGGUGAGAAUUAUGAUGGAGCAAAGGGGAAAAAGGGAUCUCCGUGGCAGCGAAUGAAGUGGACUGAUCAUGUAGUUAAGCUUCUUAUUGCUGUGGUUGCUUGUGUGGGUGAUGAUGGAAUGAUUGCUGGUGGGGACGGGCCAAAGAGAAAAUCUGGUAUUUUACAGAAGAAAGGUAAGUGGAAAACGGUUUCUAAGAUAAUGAUCAAAAAAGGUUGUCAUGUGUCUCCUCAACAGUGUGAAGACAAGUUUAAUGACUUGAACAAAAGGUACAAAAGGUUGAAUGACAUUCUCGGGAGGGGAACGAGUUGUAGAGUCGUGGAGAACCCUGCUCUUAUGGACUCAAUGCCUCAGCUUUCAGCUAAGGCAAAAGAUGAUGUUAAAAAGAUAUUGAGCUCAAAACACUUAUUUUACAAGGAAAUGUGUGCUUAUCAUAAUGGGCAAAUGAUACCCGAUUGUCACGAUAUUGAUUUACAAGGUUGUUCUUUACCUCUUAGGUGCUCGAAAGACAGUAAUCCAUCUGAGGAAGAUGCUGAGGAAAAUCACGAUAGUGAGGAAGAUGAUUUGGACAAUGAAGAUGAUCAUCACAACGACAAUGAUGAGGAGAGGAUGAGACAUUUCGGUGACAGGAAGAGGAUGAAUGACGAUGAUGCCCAUUUCUGGACAUCACCUCAGGAAACUUUUGAAGGUGAAAUGAUGGGGUUUUUCCAAGAUCCCACAAAAUCAUUAUGGGAGCGGAAGGAGUGGGUUGAGAAACAAAAAUUGCAUCUCCAAGAGCAGAGAAUCAAUUUCCAGGCUCAAGCCCUUGAACUCGAGAAGCAGCGGUUUAGGUGGCUGAGAUACUGCAGCAAGAAAGACAGAGAGUUGGAAAGACUGAGGUUGGAAAAUGAGAGAAUGAGAUUAGAGAACGAGCGGAAAGUACUGCAACUGAAGCAGAAGGAACUGGAAUUAGAUUUGAGGAGGCCAGAAGCUUCCUUAGAGCAUUCCCCUCUCGGUAUCGACAUAGUACCAGGGAGAGAUCAGAUUGAUCUUGGUAGACAUCAGUAGAUUCUGAGCACAUCAGAUUGAUCUAGUUUGGUCGAUAUCGAUUUCUUGCUAUAGCGUAGGCACACUAAUCUUGUGUGAGUUUUUCUUCAAUGAAUUGCUAUAUAAUAUGCUGUUUUUGUUGCUGUAAAUUAGAAAGACACACUUGACUAAUCAUAUAUUAAUAAACAAGCUUGAAAUUGUAUUGUUUUUGAUAUUGUAUUAGAUAAGAAUGGUGGGAAAUUUUGUAAAACAAUAAUCUUCAGAGACUAAAUAAGACUGAUUACAUAAUUGAAGAAA